GAUCGGAUUAAACUAUCGCCCUUGGUCCUUCACAAACUAUAGUAUGCGCGGAGCAUAUUUACUGUGACACGACGAGGCUCCGUGGAUUAGAAUUUUGAUCUGCCCGGAGUACCCCUGAAGUACCCCUCCCCCCGUGUAUUUUACCAGUAAACCUAUGGUCUCAUGACAUAAGUAUUCUCCAGUACCACCCCUAUGGAUAGGCCAAGUACCCCAGGGAACGACUUGUUUAGUAGAUGAUUUCUUGACUUGGUGUCUGUUGUCUACUUGGUUGAGUUGAGACAAAUAAAGAGGGAGAUGGCAGUGCCAGCGGCCGGGGGCGUAGACCUCAGUCGGAAAUUUGUGUCAGAGACUGUGAUCGAGGAGAAGAGGAAGCAAAUCCAGGAGGAAUGGGAAAAAGUUAGGAAGCCAGAGGACCCAGAGGAGGCUCCUGAGGAAGAGUAUGAUGGGCGUUCACUCUUUGAGCAGCUACAGGAGCAGAAGGACAAGAAGCAGGAGGAGUAUGAUGAGCAGUUUAAAUUCAGAUCUCACAGUGCUCUGAAAAAGCUGGCAUCCAGUGAGAGUCGGAAGGAGCCAGAGAGGAGAGUGGGACCGAGACCAGCUGAGGUCAAGACCAGUCACCUGUCCCAGGCCCAUCUGUUGGCCGGGGCAGUCAAGCGACGCAGCUCCUCACAGUCCUCAGACAAUAGCAAGAAACAGAAGGUUGAGGAGUCUGCAGCAUGGAAUGGGGGCCAGACAGAGCAGGAGGCGGGCGGAGAUGCGGGUAAGCAGACCUCCACAGUAAAGACGACAGGCAUCCUCCACCUGCCAUCGGCCGCCGUGUGUGUGGGCAUCCUGCCGGGCCUGGGAGCCUACUCCGGCAGCAGUGACUCUGAGUCCAGUAGCGACAGCGAAGUUUAAAUCCCUGGCAGCCUAACCUGACGACAUCCCCCUGCGGCUGCAAGCUGUGCUAUUGGCCAAGGGAACAGUGACUGACAGCUUGGGAUCAAGGACAGGACUGCCACAUCACAUUCAUACCAAACCUUAGAAAACAUCAAGAAAGCAAGCCUGAGCUUUGUGGGCAGUCUCAGAUGCAAUGUAUGUGGAAAUAUUUUUCCUUUUAUUUUUGUGUAUUUUUGAAUGCGUCAGUGCAAAUAAUUCUGGAUUUGAAUGGACUUCUCUUCAUUGGAAGGUCGAGGCUUGGGGAGAAGAAAGUAAAGCGUUUUCUUUGUGUAUUUGGUGUGACGAGUUGAAUAAUGAAUGAAUGAUAAAUGGAAUGAAAUACAGUUUGAAUAAAAUGGAAGUGAUUUCUGUUUGUACUCA
Molecule: messenger RNA, 1299 nt
Organism: Oncorhynchus nerka (sockeye salmon)
Lineage: Eukaryota; Metazoa; Chordata; Actinopteri; Salmoniformes; Salmonidae
Product: PSME3-interacting protein-like
Exons: 9
Coding region: 295-897 (200 amino acids)
Cellular component (GO): nucleus
Source: RefSeq, a predicted model, not a curated record